This is a messenger RNA of Lampris incognitus (smalleye Pacific opah), 1281 nucleotides long. It is a transcript of the gene rbm48, whose product is annotated as RNA binding motif protein 48. The record is from RefSeq and is a predicted model, not a curated record. Bases 1 to 1074 code for a protein of 357 amino acids. Gene Ontology annotation, molecular function: nucleic acid binding. The transcript has 5 exons. Lineage: Eukaryota; Metazoa; Chordata; Actinopteri; Lampriformes; Lampridae. Gene Ontology annotation, cellular component: nucleoplasm.
AUGGCGACGCCUGUCAACAAUUCGGAUUGUUGGAAAACCCCUGAAGUUUACAAACAUCACGAACAGCGUAAAAUAUGCAUUUCUCGACCGAAGUAUCGAGAAGGAAGGAAAGCUAAAGCCGUUAAGGUGUACACCAUCAAUUUGGAAUCCCGUUACGUUAUGGUGCAAGGGGUCCCAGCUAUUGGAGUGAUGACUGAGCUGAUCCAGCUCUGUGCCUUGUAUGGGGUCGUUGAGGAGUAUAGGCCACUGGAUGAGUAUCCUACUGAAGAGUUCACAGAGGUCUACCUCAUCAAGUUCCAGAAGCUCCCCAGUGCAAGAGCAGCAAAACGUCAUAUGGAUGAGAAGAGUUUCUAUGGAGGGGUACUGCAUGUAUGCUAUGUUCCUGAAUAUGAGACUGUGGAAGAUAUUAGGUUAAAGCUUCAAGACCGGAGGCGGUAUGUGAACAGGACUGCUCAAAAUAUAGCAAGAGAAAAGUUGCUGAAGGAAGGUGUGAAAAAGGAUGUUGGGUCAUCUGGCACAGCCCCCACAAAAGACAUGACCACUGCAGCAGAUGAUAAAGACCCUAGGAAUAAUAUCACAAGAGGGUGCUCAAGUACCAGUCAUUAUUUAGGCUUUCCCUUACUGCCACUGCCUCCUCAAGACAAUUACUAUGGAUAUAAGUCUGAAAGUCCAACAGAGGACAAAAUGGGGACUUUGCCUGAUGCUAACAUAGAGCCAACACAGCAGCCAACACAGAGUUUAAGCCCCUGUGAAGCCUCCUCCAGCAGAGACAGAGGCACAGCAAAAACUGUGGAUUCAAAUCAAGCUUCCACAGUCAGAUUUGUACCACGGACCACACAAUUAGAGAACAGGAAACGGAAAAUGGAGGAAGUCAAGGACAACUCUUUGUUUGAUUUUAUUGCAAAAGACAAGCCACUGAUUGGCCCAAAACUACCAGAGCCACCUAAAUUGGAUAUGGAGGAUGAAUCGCUAAACACAACAGUAAACCUGAUCAGGAACACCAUGACAAAGGUGACAUCAGUUCCUGACAUCAAACCAGCAGAGAAGAAGAUAAAACCUCGUCGUCGGAUUUGAUUGAGUCAGCUGUCUGAAUGCUUGACAUUUUGGAAAUCAUUAUUUUCUAAGACCCCUGUAGACUGUGUUUUUGUUAGCAGUCAGGGAAGGGGUAAGCAAUUAUUAAAGAAAACAGGCCUCAUAAUGAAAACGUCAAGGAUUAAUUCAUCGCUGAAGGGGGUCUUGAAAUGCUUGCUGCUCAAACAUCAGUAUAUUCUGAAAUGGUGA